GAUGUAGUUAAGUACUUAAAAGCUGUUUUCCAUAUAUAUUCAGCAUAUUCUGAAAUUAAUGUCAUCAUAAAAUUGAUAAAUUGCCACAAAGGCGUUGAACGUGAACAGUUUCAUCGAGUGGUACAAACUGAAACUAGACGGCACUUGACCCUGUAGUUGGUGGUGAUGGGCCAGAGAGCAAAGAAAUAAGCUGCUUAGGGCGCCCGAAUGUUGUUAUGGGCGGAUCUUACUCGUGUGGUGGUAAGAUGUCAGACGAUACUGAGCUACCUAUUUACCAUGAGCGGCAGGUAAAGGAACUGUGUGCUCUACACGCCUUGAACAACCUGUUCCAAGAUAAGAAUGCCUUCUGUAAAAAAGACCUGGACGACAUCUGUCUCAGACUGUCUCCAGAUAAUUUCAUUAAUCCCCAUCGCAGCUUGCUGGGCCUGGGAAAUUACGAUGUCAAUGUCUUAAUGGCAGCUAUCCAGACAAAAAAUUGUGAAACUGUAUGGUUCGAUAAAAGAAAGAAUAUUAAAUGCCUUCUACCAGAAAACAUUCAGGGAUUCAUCCUCAACACCCCGUCAGAAUACAAAUGGGGGCUGCUACAUUUCCCAUUCAAGCGGAAACACUGGAUCGCAAUCCGUAAAAUAAAAAACAUUUAUUACAACCUGGAUUCCAAACUCGACUCCCCAGAAACCAUUGGAGACGAGGAAUCUCUGUUUUCGUUUUUACACAGAGAACUCAAAAACGGUGAAAAUGAACUUUUAAUCGUCGUGAGUCAGGAUGUGGAGCAAGCAGGGGCGUGGAGGAGGGACAGUGAUGUCACGACGGCAAACGUGUCCAACGGGAAAAACCCGCAAGAUGGACAGGAUGUACCUACCUCAACAGCAACACUACAACCUCUGGACGACCUCUAGCCAGAGACCGUGUAGCAGUGCUUAAUUUUAUGUUCAGGGCUGUCAUGUUUUUUGAUACUCCUAUUUUGUUCCCUGUUAAAAUAGAUUUGUUAUCUUUUUUUCUAAGUGACAUUUAGCUUUUCUUGUUGUGAAUACAUAAAUAAGUAUGUGUACUAUAACACUUCAGUGAUUCUGUUACAUAAUCAGCAAGAACAUACACUUGAGUGUAGUAAACUGUGAAACACUU
Molecule: messenger RNA, 1122 nt
Organism: Saccostrea cuccullata (small rock oyster)
Lineage: Eukaryota; Metazoa; Mollusca; Bivalvia; Ostreida; Ostreidae
Product: josephin-2-like
Exons: 3
Coding region: 216-896 (226 amino acids)
Biological process (GO): protein deubiquitination
Molecular function (GO): cysteine-type deubiquitinase activity
Source: RefSeq, a predicted model, not a curated record